Molecule: messenger RNA, 572 nt
Organism: Suillus clintonianus
Lineage: Eukaryota; Fungi; Basidiomycota; Agaricomycetes; Boletales; Suillaceae
Exons: 1
Coding region: 21-320 (99 amino acids)
Source: RefSeq, a predicted model, not a curated record
AGAAGAAUCGGUUCUGGGGAAUGGCCAGAUUUGUUCUCACAUUUUCACUUUCGGUGGUAUUAACAAUGCUGCGUUGUGAUCCCUCCCAGUUCAACUUCCUGUCUCCGUUUUCACUGUCGGUGCUAGAACUGCGCCGCCCGAUGAUAGCGUUUGAUUCAUCAAUACUCGCAUUAAUACCGCAAUUGCAAUUGCAGGUGAUGAGACGGUCGAGCGCAGGCGAGCGAAACGCUCGUAUUAUUUAUGAUAUUCGGGACAGCACCGCUUUGCAAAGUCGGGGAGACCAAUGGGGAGAAGGGUUAAUGAUUGACAUUGACAAGUGACGUAAUGGGGUACCGCACAGGAAAAUUAGGUCACGCUAUAUAUAUCUUCAGGGAUAGAAAUUCAUAGAAUCUAGCCCAUCGUCCGUCGUGUCCGUCUCUUGCAGCUGUAAUCAACAAGAUAGUUAGAGAUGUUGAUGAUGAUGCAUUGAUGAAGGACACAUCCGUUGUCGUUGAUGUUGAUGAUGAUGAUCAAAGGGCAAAUCAUAGAGCUGAAGGAGUCUAGGACUCCAUUUGGCAAAUGCCGCUCAAUAG